AUGACAGCUCCUGGAAGCAGCUCCCAGAACAAAAAACACAUCGUGGCAUGUGAAAAAUCUGUUGCUGAGCUCCUGUGUGACAAAGGUCAGCUUAUAUCUGUGAGCAGAGCAAAGUAUGGACGUAGUAACAACGAGACGUGCCCCUAUGACAAUAUAAAAAACAUAUCAUGCUCGGGGAGCGCAGACGAAGUUGCUCACAGCUGUAACGGGAAGAGGAACUGCUCUGUCCCGGCAACAAGCUUCAUGUUUGGAGAUCCCUGCCCUGGGACCCGCAAGUACCUGGAGGUGAAUUACACAUGUCAAGAAUCCCCCUUUGUAUUGAUCAAGGAGAACAAGAGCUGGGAAGAAGCCCUGAACUACUGCAGACGUCACCACAGAGAUCUGGCCUCCAUCCUGGACCAGGAGACUCAGGCCUUUGCUGAGCUGGAGGCUGAGAAGGCCGACAGUCCCUUCGUGUGGCUCGGCCUUCACUACAUCUGCACCCUGCAGUUCUGGUUCUGGGUUGAUAACUCUGCAAAGUGUAAACAUCGCUAUCAGGAUGGCCAAGAAGAAAACUGCAACACGAGUGGAGCCAUGAAGACACAGGGAAACCAUUCCUGGUUCAAAAAGUCUGAUUAUGAAGAGUUUAAUUUCAUCUGUUCAUUGCAGUAAGAUUUCUGACUGCCACAUUAUUUUAAUUUUAGGAUUGGUUUCUUGUCAUAACAACCAGCUAAUAAACAACAAAAAUCUCCUUUUUUGUUUUUAAUACUAUCCAACUUUAAAAUGUUUUAUAUAUUGUUGAAUUAACCACAUAAAACUGUUACUUUAGCCUCCACCUACUCCUCAAAAAAUCAAGGGGACAUUUUUUUAAUCAGAUUAUAAUAUCAAGUCAGGUAAACUUGUGCAAUAUUGUUCUGGUAAGAUCAGUAGAGGGGGUGUUGAUCAGUGUCCCCGACACCACUAGGUUACAUCUCAGACUGUGCAGGAGCUCCAGGAUAAAACCCAUCAUCUCAUUAGGAGUACGUACUGACGCUCUCAAGCACACGGGUGCAGUAAAAUCACUGAGUACCAUUUGUAAUUGCUGCAAUGACUUUUCAGCAGAUUAGACUAGCCUGCUACUUAAAUUUCCCAUUUUCACUUCAUGUGACUUCAGAUUAGGCCUCAGUGGGUUGAUAAUUAUCUUUUUAAAUCAAACUAUGAGGCAUCCUAUUGUCCCUCACACAUUAUCUAUUCUGGGCUGCACAGUGGCGCAGUGGGUAGCACUGUUGCCUUGCAGCAAGAAGGU
Messenger RNA from Fundulus heteroclitus (mummichog), 1264 nucleotides. RefSeq names its product L-rhamnose-binding lectin CSL3-like. The transcript has 4 exons. The record is from RefSeq and is a predicted model, not a curated record. Gene Ontology annotation, molecular function: carbohydrate binding. The coding region runs from base 1 to 651 and encodes 216 amino acids. NCBI's taxonomy places the organism in Eukaryota, Metazoa, Chordata, Actinopteri, Cyprinodontiformes, Fundulidae.